Messenger RNA from Caenorhabditis briggsae, 1023 nucleotides. Gene Ontology annotation, biological process: cell fate specification; Notch signaling pathway. The transcript has 5 exons. Bases 1 to 1023 code for a protein of 340 amino acids. The record is from RefSeq and is a predicted model, not a curated record. NCBI's taxonomy places the organism in Eukaryota, Metazoa, Nematoda, Chromadorea, Rhabditida, Rhabditidae. Gene Ontology annotation, molecular function: Notch binding.
AUGCGUGUCCUAUUGGUACUACUACUUGUUUUAUUCUCCAAUGUCGCUUGCUCUGGAUUUCUAGAAAUCCGCUUGAAAAGCGAGUAUCGUCUAGUGACGACCGUAGUCUUGAGCAAAGGAGACAACCCGACAUACCUGGCUCUUCCAACUAUAUUGCAAGCUGGAAAAGUGAAAAAGCUCGGACCAUUCCCGGUGGAUUUCAAUGAAAACUCUACGUUUAUUAUUUUGGGUGAUCGAGUGGACCAACUUGGUAUCAACUCAUCUACUUACACAUCUUAUCUUUCACCUACUCGUGGAAUCUUGUCACCAAAGCAACUUUAUCUUCCUAUCAACGGACUAGAGCUCAUUUUUGAAUGUGAUGAAAACUGGACUGGUACUAAAUGUGAUGUUAGAUGUUCUGAAAGCUGUGAUUCUUCAAAGGAACAAGAGCGAAAUGAGAUGAUCAUAACCACAGAAUAUUCCAUUGAUACCACUAAACUACCAGAGAUUGUGAAACGAUUGAAACAGACGACAAGAGUGGAUAAUGAGAUUCUGAAGGAGCUGGAGAAGCCUCGGACGAAAGACGUUCUUGGAACACCACCGCCGAAAAGGGAUUCUCCAAAAUCGUUGAUUCUUGACCUGUUCAAGGGCAUUUUUGAUCACAGCUUUGCCAAAGAAGCAUCUUCUACAGAUGAUAUACCCAUUUUCAUGAGCAUUGGAAGGGAUGAUGAUGGACCAUCGUCUUUCGAACCACUUUCCAACCCAAUCUCAAUGUUUUCAAAGAUGAUAAUGAAGAAGCAUGAGUCAAAGGGAUCCUUGUCAAAAGAAAUCGAGAGACACUCCAACGUUCAGAAGUCAUUAGGAUUUCGGCAUCAGAAGCCAUCACGAUUCGACAGUUGGGAAGGUCCAAGGGAAGGAAUGGGAGCCAUGCCGUUGUUUGGACAACUGAUGAGCAUAAUGCCACGAAUGGGAAGAAGCGUUGCUGCUGAAAAAGAAGGUUCUGAAGCUCUAGAACUUGCACUGGAUCAAGUGAUCAGAACAUAA